Messenger RNA from Crotalus tigris (Tiger rattlesnake), 8801 nucleotides. RefSeq names its product A-kinase anchoring protein 11 (gene AKAP11). Gene Ontology annotation, molecular function: protein kinase A binding. NCBI's taxonomy places the organism in Eukaryota, Metazoa, Chordata, Lepidosauria, Squamata, Viperidae. The transcript is spliced from 13 exons. Gene Ontology annotation, biological process: intracellular protein localization. Bases 661 to 6414 code for a protein of 1917 amino acids. The record is from RefSeq and is a predicted model, not a curated record. Gene Ontology annotation, cellular component: cytoplasm.
GAGGAGGAGGAAGAAGAAGAAAAGGUGGAUAUAUAUAAUUUCUUUUCUGCGGUAGCAUCCAGGGAUCAAAAGAGGUUUUGAUGGCCCUGGACAGCCAUAACCUCACCCGCCCUACUCAGAUCGGAUGGACUCGGUUAUCUUUACUCAGGAAGUAAGCAUAAACAGGUGGUCUAAUUUUGUCUCGCUGGGAAAUGUGAGGAGACGAGAACUCCGUGGGAUUAUGAUUGUAUUUUUAAAGUCUUAGGAAAAUGGGAGACCGCUGGCUGAUAUUCCUCUCCCAUCAGAUCAUGCAGUCCGAUAUAACCAGGCAUUUCCGAACAGGAGCUGGCACCGGUGUGGCUGUGUCGCUUGCGGGUUAGGAUAAAUUGUGUCCGAAGAACGGAAGUGUUCGUUUUGUUCUCUCUGCUCUGGAAAGGUUUAACGCAGGAUGGAAUUCAGAUUUUGGGGGUUCUGUUUUGUAGCAAAUUUAGAUGGCGGCCUGUAGAAGACCAGGGGCGACCUAGAAGAAGACGGGUGAAGGCCCUCGCCAUCCGAAGCAGAGGAGACCUGGGGGCUGUCUCCCAGCAUGGACCUUCAAGAAGAGAGCCUCGGGGGCUGAAGGCCGCGGGGCUCUUGCGUUUGGAGAUUAUUGAAUUCGUCGGUGAAAAUAAAAAUUAAAACAUGGACGGUCCUGUCAGGGUCCAAAGCUGUCAGAAGAAUCCUAGAGGAGGAGUGAAAAAGCAGAACUUGGGCGAACCUUCCCUCUCUCCAAUGACGCCGUUUUUGCAAAGUCAAAAACCGCUGUGCGCCGUCUCCGCAGAAGACUCGCCCAAAGAAGAUGAAAAUGUCAACGAGGUCACAUUUCUCUGUUUUGCUAAUGACUCAGCUGUGGCAGCCAAGGAAUUGGCAACCGUCUCUGUAGGCCUUCCAGAUGUUCUGAAAUCAGCCCAGUGGUGCAGUUUGCACGACCAGGAAGCUCUUCUGCUAAAGGAUGUGUGCAAACCGGCGGAGACGAGUCACGACUUCCGACAAAAGCGGAAUUGCGCGUCGCGAGUGCUGUGCGUGAUGAGGUUGUCUCCUUCGAUUCCGCGGCUGAGAGCGGAGACAGUCGUUGCUCUGCUGAGCAAGUACUCAGCUGCGAUCAGAUGCACGGAGGAAAGGCACGCCUUGCCGAAACCGGCGCCGGACUCCACCCACGCCGAGAACGAUGACACCAAUCAAUCCGUGUCCUCCAUUGAAGACGAUUUUGUGACGGCUUUAGAGCACUUGGAUGAGGAGGACCCGGCAAAGGCCGUCCAUACUGAGCCUGAGAAGAGUCCAGAGUCUUCUCCAAAGACGAGCUUUGCCCAUCAUCUCAAAUCUAAUGAUCAAAAGUCCUUCAUCAGUUCUCUGUAUCGGAGGCCAUCGGUCAAGUCAUCCAUCUCCUUGGUGAACAUCUUAGAACUUGAAGAACUGUCAUCUUCCGUAAGAAAUCCGGUCUCUGCUUCUCUUUCUGAUCCUUGGAUACAGAGAAGUUUUUUCAGGUCCCACGGUUCUUCGGAUCGCAGUGUUAAUUUUUUGCACAAAACCUUGUUCUCCUCCUCCCCUGCCGACUCGUCUGAGUCAGACUGCUCUAGUCCCAGCCCUGUCAUAUUCUUGGAUGAAGAAGGGUAUCAAAAAAGUUUGAAGGCAAAGCUUCAACUUCCUAAAAUCCCAGUAGGGAAAGAUGGGGUAGAGGAUUCCGACUCUGAAGUCAGCGAGUUUUUUGAUAGUUUUGACCAGUUUGAUGAACGUGAACAAACUUUGGAAGACGGUCCUAAAGGUUCUCGAGAUCCCACCGCCACAAGUCAUAUCUCACAGAAAAGCAUUGUUUCGUGUAAGAAGCCCUGCUCCACAACGUCAAUGAAUCCACAGAAGUUCAAGUGUGAUCGUCCAGUUCUCCCAGCCAAUGUAAGGAAGCCAACUCCACGCAAACUGGAAUACAACAAUCUGCUGGAUGUUCCAGAUUCUCCCCGCCUGAUCAAAAAUCCAGCCGAUGAUCACACGGCCUUGUUUAGCCCAAUCAGAUCUUCUGCUUUCAGUCCAUUAGGCACUUGCUUUCCCACAGAGUGCCUUUGUCGACUCAAUCGGGAUUCCUUUAGCCAAAACCACAACAUUGUCUAUCACACCUACUCGGAUUUUGCAAAUAAUAUUUCCUUUGAAAUUCUGGGUUCUGUGUGUAAUGCUAGACCACCUUCCUUGUGUAGAUGCACACAGGAGAUGAUCAGCCAGGGUAGGAUUGUCCCGGAAGAAGAGAAAGACCGGACGGCCAAAACCCAAAGAGAAAUAUCUAGAAAAGGACUGCAUAAGAAAGAUAAAUCCAAACACAAGUCUGGAGUGAUUAAAGACCACAUCCAGAAAUUUGCUUCGGAGCUGGUGGAAACAAGUUUUGGAAGUGCGUUUAAAGAUCUUCAGAAGGGCGUUUCUUCAUGUACCAACGCAUUGUGUCAGUUGGCUGCUAAGUUGACUUCUUCGGUCUUCCAGAUGGCCUUCUACGAGAUUGGGAGGCAGCAGGCUCUUUUGCUGAAAAAGAAAGCCCUAAAUGGUUUAGCAGGGUUUUUGGUGAGCCAAGCCGUCACAGGAGCUUUGAAAGAACUAUACUCCGUAAAGCAACAAAUGUUUACGAACACCGUUACCAAAUUUGCAGCAAACCUUGCCGAGGAACUGAUAUUUGAGGGGAUAAUGGAAGUUUGUCAGUUUUCACAUCCAGCGACGCCCACGGCAUCUCAUCAAGGCUCCUUCCAGUAUGACAAUACCGUCGUAUGGUCCUAUGCCGAGGACUUGUCUGAAUCCGUCAUCCAGGAUGCUUUUAUUGAGCUAUCACAGGUUGAUGUGAGCUUUACACCGCAAGCUGCAAUCAGCGUUUCCGUGGACAACGUACAAUAUGUCAGCACGGAAAGGGUGGUGGAGUUAACCCAGACAUCCAGUGGAUCUUCUGAACUUUGUGAGAAAGGACCAGUGGCCUUAAACCCUGCUUGGGAAUUCAGGAAGGAACACACUAUUAGUAGAGCCUUGUUCUACACAUCUGGCAUUGCAAGUUCAAUUCCGGUGCCCUUAGCCGGAAGCAUCCUUUCUCAGCACCAGAUUUUAUGGAAGGAAGCCAAAGUCAAGAAUCAAUCGGCAUCCGGGAGCACGCUCUCCUUCUACAAAGGGCCCACGGAAAUGUGUUGUGCCCCCAGAAAGAAUCAAAGUGAAGUAUCCUCACUUAGAAAUGUCUACCUGACCACUGGUUUCACACCGGAGAAGGAAUGCAAGCCACCCAACCAGUCUGAGGCCAACAAAUUUGCUGAAAUAUCAAGCAUCAAUAACUUUUCGGGAACGAUGGUCGAUAUGAUCGUGUCGGAAGCCUACGAAGCUGUCACUUCUUCCAGGCUUUCUAAAUCGGCAGAGCAGUACACCGGCGUGCUGCAAAUGAAGAAUGCUCCCUAUUUGCAGUGCAUUGGGAAAGACUCCUGCAAGAAUAUGUUUGCUAACUAUUUGACCAAACGGAUCAUAAAACAGUCUGUCGAUGAGACAAAAUCGACGUGUUCGGCUACUGGCGAAAAAUUAGCCUACUGCGUUGGUCUGGGAACCAAUGCAAGAAGCCGUAAGAAGGAAUCGCAGAGCGUAGGGAAACAAGGAGACAAUACAAAGAAUAUCCCGGUUAUCGUGGGUCAGCAGCAGAUGCCUUUAAACAACAUAUCGAAGUUUCAUAUCUCCACCGCUUCUCCGAAUCGGUGUUUGCUGUUGGGGUGUAAAGACGGUGUUCAGGAAAAAAAGAAACAGGCGUCUUGCAAACCAUCCCCAAGUACACUCUCUCCUGUCGUGUCAUUUGUCAAAUCUAAUGAGCAGGUGCCAGAUGUGGAGGACGGUUCAGCGAUACCGAUCAGUACUUUACUUGAAAAACAGAGCGUGUCUAAAGCCACAGGAGGUUCUGCGUUUGGUUGCGGAAUGUCUUUUUCAGAAAUAAAUAACUGUUCCGUGGUGCCUAAGUGUGAAGAUGCACUUCGGCUGGAAGAUAAAUUGAGUGUCGGAGAGAGAAAUCUUCUCGCAGUGACAGAAACACCGCCAUCUACGCCUUUAGUACCUUCUCAGGCAAGCUCGGAGUGGAGUUUAAGGACGUUAACAAAAAAGCUGAAAGGGGAAUUAGCGAAGGAGUUCGCACCUGCUACACCGCCUUCGACUCCUUACGUACCAGAAACAGAUGGAAUAUACUCUCCGGAAUGUGAAAACUUAGAAAAGGAAGAGUUUAUGCUGAAAUUAAUGCGGUCUCUUUCUGAAGAAGUGGAAAACAAGGAAGUUGAAGAACAAUCUGUCACAUUGAUAGAGCAAAUUCAACCAUUGGGACCGACAAUAGAUUAUGCUGAUCAUCUGGCAACUUGUAUCAUCUCUAUGGCAACCGAACAGGCCUCUUCACGUUUGCAAGAUAAAGCUACUCUGAAGAAUGGAUACUUUCAAGUGAGCACUGAAGACAAAAGAUGGGGGUAUUCCACGCUUAUUAACCUUCCAGAAAAACACACACACUCUUUGUGGAUUUAUGCUGGUGAAAUGGCUGGAAGAGUCAUCCGAGAAGCCAAGAAAAGGGUCAGCUCAAGGCAGUGUAAACUUCUGAGGCUCAGUCAGGUUAAUUACGAGGGCGAUUGCUUUCAUCUGAAAAGAAGUUAUCAUGAAUGUUGGUCGAAGGACAAAAGACAAAAGUCACGUGGUAGAGAACUGGACGGUUCUGUUCUUCCUGUACCCCUGAAUUCGGAAGCUUUGGGUCUUAACUCCAAGUAUCCGAGCUGCGAAAGUGUGACGGAUGAAUAUACUGAUCACAUCAUUCGGAUUUUGAAACAGGAAGGGGGACACGGUGAUCUCAUCAUGGACAAUUUUGCAAGCAGGCUCGCUUACAAAUCGGUGAGGUCUGGAAUACAGCAAGCUGCCAGGAAAUUCCGAGUGAAGUACAGUAGAAAAGUAGCUCCCGAAAAGAACUCCAGGCUAAAUGGUAAGCUUGAACUGUUUGAGGCAGCAAACCAGGAUGUAGAUCUAAAGAAUCAGAAGAACGGUAUGAUGCUUCAUCUUGCAAAGCAGCCUUGUAGGAGCAAGUGUCCCUUACAUGGAGCUGAAAGUUCAAAGUUGCUGGAUUUUUCGGAAUCUCUCGCUUGUCGCAUCACGUCGGAUGCCAGAAGGACAUUCACGUCCAUGACGAGUUUACCCAAAUCUUUGACGGAUUCUUGUUUGUACCAACCAUCCCGAGAUGAUAAAGUCACAGAUUUCAAAGCAACGUGGACUGAAAGACUGCCGUCUUCACAUUGCAAGCAGAAAUUGUAUCACAGCACUGAGAGUUUGAGGGACUCUACCUACCAAGAGAAUGUUUUGCAAGCCCUAGAUCAAUACGCAAAGAAGAUAGUAGACGACACUUUAGAAGUGAGUUUAGAAUCAGCUACUGGGCAAGCUCCCGAAGGCUGGACAAAUGGAGAGAGAUUAACCUGGGACAAAAAAAUGACUCCAUUUUCUAUAGCUGCCUGCAAACACUGCACUUUGAAAGAACGUCACUCCUGCACGGGAGGUUUGUCUCUGCAGCUAGCUGGACAUGAAUUUCCUUCUAAUGUUCGAUACGCUUCAGACGGGAGUGUAAACAUCACCUUGCCUAAAUCUCACGUGCUUCAUUUGGACAUUCCCCAAAUUCACGUCAAUAUGGACGAGAAGGUCAUAUUUGCUGAAAACCUGGCCCCUGUCAAUUUGGACCGAGCACGGAGGCAGCUGAGCAACACCAGUUUGACAGGAGAUAGCGGAAUCAGUCAGGAUGGAAUCAGCUUUGCCGAAAGUCUAACCACGGAAAUUAUGACUUCUUGCAUGACAAAUAUUGCUCCAGCCAUCAAUAUAAGCGCCAUGGAAACAGAGGGAGUGAAUUCUGCUGAAUCCAUGGUCAGCCAACAUACUGGAGAUGACAGCACCGGCAGCUGGUCCAACCUGAGUUUUGAUGAGGAACAUCCAGAUGAGAGCAGCAGCUUUCUCCACCUCAGCGAUAGUAAUGGUAACAGCAGUAGCUGGAGCAGUCUUGGUUUAGAAGGAGAUUUGUCCUUGCCAACAUCAGACAGUGAUGGAACAGAAGAGAAGGAGGAAGAGCUUAAAGAUUCCACAGAAGAGGUGAGGAAGAACCCCCAAGCCUUGGUCGUUGUGAAUGUGGAUGUGGGACCAUGCACGGUGGAUCCCCAGCUGAGAAUGACGCUGCAAUGGCUUAGUGCUUCCGAAGCAGGUGUGGCCGAGCUGCGUUUCCGUGAUGACACGCCGGGAGAGUUUGUUCUUCUUUCCAAGACAUUGCAGGAGAAAGGCUGGCGAGUGGGAGACCUCUUCGAGGCAGUUCUGAAAUAUUGCGAAGCCAUGGAGAAGUCUGCUGAUGGGGACAGAGCUCUGGAAAGCAAAACACUCUUUGUGUGGCUUCGGGAGUGUGUCUGAAUGGCCGGGAAAGUUUCUGCUUGCUUCAAUGCUGGAAUCCAUCUUGGAAAAAUGAAAAAAAAAAAAAAAGAGAGAGAGAAUGUGUGCUAACUAGCCAACGUAACAUAAUUUGCAUUGCGAGGAGUAUUAAGCUGGAAGUAAAUAUUAACCGUACUGUACUGUCAAGUGGCUUUGUGAAACUUGGUGUGCUUUUUAUCCUUGUGUGUAGGAUCAGAAUGAGUGACUCCGCCUGGCCUGCCCUCAUCCGUCGGCAGCUCUGCCCUGUUCGUUGUGGCCAUGAGGAGAUUUUUGCUUUCUAUAUUCGAAGGAGAAUUCCUGCCCAACUAGGGCAAGGAAUGACAUACCAUCUCAGUCUAGUUUCAUGUAUUUGUCUCUGUCAUUUGUCUUUGCCCUUUUUCCUUGCUUUUUUUCCCCUUGAAACAAACUGCAGGUCAAAAAUUAGUGUUCAGUGGGUCCAGCUACUGCCUUUUUCUGUGAGGGCCUCGUGGCCUACAGAUUUGAUCACUCAUUUCUUUGCUGCUUCUACCGACUUCAACCCAGUUCUGCUGAUGAGGCUGAAAAGAGGACCAAAUUACCUCAGAACUGAGGUAAAAGUAGAGGUCAGGGUCAAAAUGUAGAUUGUAUUACUUGCACCAUGAGACCGUAAUUCUUAAUAUUGGGAAUAUAUUAUGGUCUUCAACCACUCUUCAUUUGGGAAGGAAGCAUACUUGGUUUUUAUUGGUGCAGGUAAUAAAAUCUACACUUUGAUUUAAAAUAUUAUACGGAUGAAGAACAUACGUCUACAUUCCUCGUUCUCCGAUACAGCCGUCUUUCUCAAAUUGAGAACAUUGUAUCGGAGAAUGUGGAUUGUAGAUUUAUGCUCUUCAUCACUAUAAUAUUUUAAUACUUCCUUUAGAUACCAAAAUAUUAUAGUCCCUCCCGAUUACAUUUUUCUUCCAUUCUGUUAAGACACUAUCUUCAUAAAACAAAUAGCUGCAGAAAAGAGGACCAGAGUAGACCAGUAGCUAAAAAACUUGAGUCUGUCAAUCAUUGUGUUUUUGGUUUAUAAGGUGAUGUCAGGAAACAUAUUUAAUGUUGUGUCGUCAAAACAUUGUCCCAAAACCAAUGUUGUAGCUUUAUAGAUCUUUUUUCUUUUCUUUAUGCAACUGCCUUCAGUUAAAUUGGGAACACAGCAGAUAAGAUAAUGUUGGCAGAAGAUAAUGUUUCUCAACCUUGGCCAGUUGAAGAUGCGUGGACUUCAACUUCCAGAAUUGAGGUUGAAGUCCACCCAUCUUCAAGUGGCUAAGGUUGAGAAACGCUGACCUAAGACAUAUCAGCAUUGCAUAAUCAUUUCGGAGAAACGAACACACAUCUAGGAGAUUCCUCCAUUUUGUGAUGUGGAUCAAGUUGGGACUAGAUUGUACUGGAGGGAGUAGAGAAGAGGAAGCUAUGCCUUCUUGAGACCAUAUCACCGCAUCAUUCACGGAGGGGAGACCACCAUUUCAAGCUGGGGAACACUGCUGUGGGGUUACUGGUGCUCUCUAGAAAACAGGAAAUGUCUCCAUUUGCUUCUAGUAAGGGUAAAAAAGAGGAUGGAAUGGAAGACCUUGCCUUGACCAACUUGCCAUGGUCAACUCAUCACAGCCAACUCGUCAUGAUCAAUUCGUCUUUCUAACUCAUCAUGGCCAGCUCAUCACAGCCUAUUCACCUUGGCCAACUUGCUGUGGUCAACUCACCACAGUCAACUCACCAUGGCCAACUCGUCAAGAGAUAACCCGCUGCAGGACAAGUCAACAAUUCAAUUAUUUAAAAUAAUUUUAAAAAUAAUUUUUAAGUUUUGUCAUUCACAUGUUACUUUGUCCCUCCUAUCUUUAACGAUUCUAUGCCACUAUUUCUUCGAUAGGAGUGUAACUCUUGCCUGUGGAGAGUUAGCCAUGGCGGGUUGGCUGCAGUGAGUUGUCGUAGACCCAGCUGAGGAUGCUGAAAGGAAGCAGAAGCCUGUGAGCUACAUCAAUAUUAAACCUCUCUAGUCAACGGAGAGGAAGUGAGUAGCAGGUAGAAGGUGUGAAGAUUAAGGAGAUCUUCCAGGAUUCAUAAUUGAGAAAUAUGCCAAAAUACGUCUCUGAAUGCUGUUCUUGCGUUGUUUGCUGUACACGUUUCAGAUUUCCCUUGUAGAGAGCGCUGUCUUGUUUAGGAAUUGCAUAAUAUUCUGAAUUGCGCUUAGGUGUGUUUGUGUGCACGGGUGCACCUGUAAGUAUAAUGAAUGAAAAGCCAAGUGAAGAUUUUCCACCACUCUAAUGGUGAUGGGGGUUAGAAAAUGAACGCCAUUAGAUAACGAGAUGUGAAUGUCAAGUUGCACUAAAGUUGUUGUUUUAACAGUACCUUAAAAUAAAUUGUAUAUAAGCAGA